This is a messenger RNA of Cylicostephanus goldi, 341 nucleotides long. The record is from the annotation of a GenBank genome assembly. Lineage: Eukaryota; Metazoa; Nematoda; Chromadorea; Rhabditida; Strongylidae.
AUGGCAAAUAUAUUGAUAUUAUGCACGAUUCUAUUGUCAACGCCCUUACAAUACGCCGUCCAUGGACACAAUCACCACCCAUAUAUCCGAGUUCAUUACGGCCCACCUUACAGGCCCGUCGUUAGCCUGGUAUCUUUACGUCAUUAUAUGUAUCCUUGUGCUAAGCCGAUGCCGUCGGGUCAGUUGCGUGCUGUGCUGGUUGCCGCUGAUUUUGACAGAUUCACGGUCGGAGGAAAUAUUGGAGAUGCAAAGGAUGCUCCGGAAAACAGCAUGGCUGCACUGAAACUGGUGAAUGCUCUUUUAAUUCAAGGUAACUCUUUGAUUACCAGUGCGCUUUAGGC